This is a messenger RNA of Adineta ricciae, 906 nucleotides long. NCBI's taxonomy places the organism in Eukaryota, Metazoa, Rotifera, Eurotatoria, Adinetida, Adinetidae. The record is from the annotation of a GenBank genome assembly.
AUGAACUCAAGUACCGAUUCUUACAGUGAUAGCGACGGCAGCUUGUUGACAUACAGUUCAUCCUCAUCUGAGACCGAUGAUGAGAUUGAUCUAACUAAAUGGACGACUACUCCAACAAUCAAUGGAAAUUCAUUUCAGUUUGUUGGCAACCGUGAAGUUUUAGUCGGAAAAGCACGAAGUCCUAUUGAUUUCUAUAACUAUGUUCUCCCUCAGCAUCUCGUACAAAUAAUUGUUCCUUCGAACGAACGAACCAACGAACGAAUCGCAAGAUAUUACAAUACAUUGAUGGCAUUGAAAUGGCAUGACAAAAAAUAUGUUCGUAUAUUGUCAACAUAUCAUAAAAAUGAUACUACAAUCAUUCAGAAACAUCAAAUUCAAAUUGAGAAACCAACAUGUGUCCAUGAAUAUAAUGAUACGAUGUGUGGAGUCGAUAUAGCUGAUCAACUGAUAGCUGCUUACAGUAUUCCUCGAAAGAGAUUGAAAACGUAUUACAGGAAAAUAUGUAUGGUUUUGCUCGAUUUUGCUAUACUGAAUUCAUACGAGUUAUAUAAAAUCAAAACCCAACAAACAAGCAAUACUGCUAUGACUCAGCUUCAAUUUCACAUAGCUCUUGUUCGUUCCUUAUUGGAACAAAAUCUCGACGAUAAUCUUCCAGGACACUUAGUCAAGAGAGGAAGACCAUCAAAUGAACCUACACCAGCACGGCUAAUUUCACGACAUUUUCCAUCCUUUAUUCCUCUCACUGAAAAUAAGCAAAAGCUAGCACGACGUUGUUACGUUUGCACUCAUCCACAAAAUCAGAUAAACCGAGCAAGACAUGAAUCAAGAUUCGAGUGUACGCUUUGUCAUGUUGCGCUUUGUGUUGAUCCAUGUUUUCGUAUUUACCAUACUGUAUUAAAUUUUUGA